Penicillium lagena is the source of this 5511-nucleotide messenger RNA. Its product is annotated as dopey family protein. Gene Ontology annotation, cellular component: endosome; trans-Golgi network. The coding region runs from base 1 to 5511 and encodes 1836 amino acids. The record is from RefSeq and is a predicted model, not a curated record. The transcript has 7 exons. Gene Ontology annotation, biological process: Golgi to endosome transport. Lineage: Eukaryota; Fungi; Ascomycota; Eurotiomycetes; Eurotiales; Aspergillaceae.
AUGAGCGUCGAUCCUAGUGCUUUUCCGAGGUCGGACUCUCCUGCAAGCUCCGACAGCUUGACGCGCAGAAAGGAACAAGGAUCCUUGAAGAAAGACAAGAACUACCGUCGAUAUGCGUCCAGUGUCGAGCGAGCGCUGUCCUUGUUCGACAAUGCUUUGCAAGAAUGGGCUGACUACAUUUCCUUUCUCAGUCGCCUGUUGAAGGCACUCCAAGCACACCCUCCCGACCAGCCAACCGUGCCCCAUAAGGUGGUCGUCGCGAAACGCCUGGCUCAAUGCAUGAACCCAUCGCUGCCCGCGGGCGUCCACCAGAAGGCUCUGGAAGUCUACACGUACAUCUUCGGACUCAUCAAGCUCGAAGGACUAUCGCAUGACCUGCCAUUGUAUUUCCCUGGCCUUGCACCCACACUGACCUUUGCGUCACUCACCGUUCGUCCGCUGUUUCUGUCAUUAGUGGAGGGAUACGUCGUUGACCUGGAGUUGUGGGCUAUCCGGCCGGCGCUGAAGUCUAUCCUGCUAGCGCUGCUGCCUGGCCUUGAGGAGGAGACGAGCGAUGAGUUCGAGCCAACACUACGCAUUAUCAACAAGCUUCGGGAUGUUGGUGGUCGCAUGGAAACACAGCGAACAGCAGACGCAGGGGCAUCUGGGCAGUACUUUUGGCAAUGUUUGUUCCUUGCGUCGAUCACGAACCCCAGUCGACGCUUAGGCAUACUGGCCUAUCUGAACCGCUACCUUCCGAGAUUGGGUAUUGCGGGCCGUCGCAAAAGUACAACUGACACGACCGAUGAGCAAAAGCUUCCGCCCGAAAUGCUUGCCGCUGCCGACGCCGUCAUUCUCCCGGAGCCGGGCCUGCUCAUUCGGUGCUUUGCGUCGGGUCUAUCUGACGAACAGAUCCUGGUUCAGCGCAAUUUUCUCGAUUUGCUUGUCACUCAUCUGCCCUUAAACUCCCCAAUCUUGCAAUCCAGAAUCCCCGAGGACGAUCUUCGAACCUUGAUCAUCGCUGGAGUAGGUGUGGUCGCCCGGCGAGACAUGAGCCUCAACCGGCGCCUCUGGGCCUGGUUCCUGGGACCUGACCCUGUGAAUGACCGCCCAUCGCUUGACGGCCGAAAGCCGUCAUCGGAUGCUGUUCAGAAUUCCUCUGAUGGCAAGGAGCUCUCACAAUCCGAAUACUUCAGUCGGGUCGGUCGGCAGCCAUUGGUUACCGGCCUUCUGGAUAUGAUCAAACAGGCAUCACCUGUCCCGUCAGAGCGGACCAAGCCCUUCAGGAUUGCUUUAUCGCUAAUGGACCGCUGGGAAAUCGGUGGAUACAUUGUUCCUGCGGUUUUCCUGCCGACUAUGCGGAACGUCCAAGCCUUUGAGAAGGAAGCACCCAGAGGCCAGUUUGAAGAUGUUUUCCGAAGUGCCAGUGCCUUUUUCGAUGGAGUUGAAAGCGGUGUUAUUUUCUCCGAGUUGCUGGAUUUGAUUGACUACCAGUCCAGUGAUGUGGAUGGUGACAACGAGAAAGUUGUGAACGACUUGAAUCUGGCUCAAUUCAUACUCGGGAACUUCAACGUGCGAGAAGAAGACAUGCUUCAAGUACAUGUUCCUAUGCUGACCUUGUCUGUCCUGGUCAAGAUGACCCAAAUCUCAUCUAUGCAGUCCGCGAGUCAUGCCAACAAACAGGCUGUGUCAGGAGCAUUGGCUAGUGUGUUAAACUCCCUGACUGGGCUGCUCACAGAUAGAGCAUUCUCGAGGAAAAUCAACUCCGAGAAGAACGUUGCCAGCAAUGGCACCUCGAAGAACCGGGGCGCCGACAUUUUGCACAAGAUCCAUCGCUUCUACGACCUCAGCAAGAACAAGAUGAUUCUUCGCGAAGCACAUGAACUGGCAGUCGCGGCGCUGGAACGCCAUGACGAUGUCUCCUCCCUCCACGAGAAGAUUAACAUCCUGGUAACCUUGCUCCAAAAAAUUCCGAAAUCUCGUGUGCUUCGAGAUCGGCGCUUUUAUGAGGCGCUAUCCGGGCGAAUGGAUAUUGGAAAGAGCAAACCAUCCACCGCUUCCUUUGCAACUAUCUCCACAAUCGCUUCGGCGAUAACCAGUUUGUAUUUCAUCCACACUCCUGGCUUCUAUAUCAGCUACGAAGACGCUUCUGAUCUUAUUCCCACCCUUGUCGGCUAUCUGUGGGAGUAUUUAUCGCCAAUGAGCCCGAAGUUCCAUGUUGAAGCUGUUCGAUGCCUGUGGCUCUUGCAUUCGCUAUCCUGGGUUGAUCAUCUUGUUGAGGCAUCUCUCACAUCUUUGAUGGUCAGCACGUCGCCGGCAGGAUCGUAUCAUCUCUCUUUGGAGGAACAAGCUGAACGGUUCUAUGUGCUUUGGAACCAUAGCCACAACAGCUCGCAUGACCAACCUCCAAAACAAGUGCUAGAAGUCGGGGGCACAUUGUUCUCUUACCAGUGCGCGAUGCUUGAACGUCCUCUUUUUAUUGUUCUUGAUCUGCUGUCCCAAGAACCAAGUGACGUCUCCCAGAGUGUCCAGCGUUGGCUUGGGGACUUAUCAUCCAUCUAUCGGGUGCUUCUUCUUGUUGUUUCGAAACUCGAGGAGCUUUUUGAGCGCGAUGGUCUUGACGACAGCGAUGGAGACAAUCAAACCAUCUCACCUGACGAUUACAAGGAAUGCAACUACUUCCUUCGAACGUCAUCGAAUAUACUUUCUGCGCUCUCGCAUAACGGAUGGGCUACGAUUCUUACUAAAAUGUUAGCUCAGGUGGAAAAGCGUUCGGAGAGCUCGAAACCAGAAGAUGGCAGCGAAAGAAAAACUCUUCACAGCGCUAUUUUUGAGAUCUCUCUCCGAAUAGUCAGCCGGCAGGCGCCCGAUCCGACCGAUCUGACUCCUGAAGGAGAGAAAUUGCAAAGGGAAGCUCUCCAUCUCAUGCGACAGCUACUCCUUGGCCCCGGAUCUGAAGAGUUGGCUGAUUCUGGCAUCGAUGAGCUUCUGGUUGAUCGCCUGCUGGUUGCCGCAGACGAGGGUGGCAGCGUUACUGUACAGGCGGCUAUUAUCGAUGCUCUCCUCGCUGCAUUGAAGGUGCGAUUUGCGCAGGCCUACUUGCCACCACCCCCGCCUCGGCCCAAACACCACAGAGCUGCUUCUCGGGAGCGCUUGACAAGUCCCUCUAUCCUAUCAUUUACAAGCGAUAAAGGAGAUAAAGGCCCGUCGCUGCCUCAGGUGCCUCAGCCUCCUGAACGCCUGCUGGAUUGCCUUUUGAAAGGUAUCAGUUCGAUGAAGUCCCGGGAGAUCGUGGACAAAUGGAUUGAGCUACUUUGCGAGGUGCUACCUUUGUACUCGGGCUCGAUAUUCCAGGUCAUGUUAAUGCUGGUAGCAUGCUUCUGCAGGGAAAUUCGCACAUCCCAUGGGAGACUCCAGCUUGCCUUUCAGCAGACAGAAGACUGGCCUCAGGACCACUCAGAACAUGUUACUAUCGCUUUGCUCACUGGUCUGGAGACUUGCAUUGCGAACGCCCACCAGCGGCUGCUACAUCAAGAGGCCAACGCUGCGGCCGUGAAAAGUCCUGAUCAACCGCCGGGCUUCUUCGGUAACAUGGUAUCUGGGGUAUUCAACUCGGACGGCGCUCAUGGUCGCUCUAAUGCUGCCAACGACCGACUGACCGUCCUGCUCUGUUUUCAAGAUGCCGUUCGCCUUUGCUUUGCCAUCUGGGAGUGGGGAGUAGGUGAUCGAAGUGGCUCCCCCGAUAUUGAGUCUAUUGCGUCUUACCAGUAUACCUCAUUGCGGAUGAGAAAUCGAGCACGGCGAAUUCUGGAGCAUUUCUUUGCUGCAGAGGCUCUUGAGUGUCUUGAGACGGUCGUUGAGAUGUGGACCAAGUCCGAUACCGAGACUGCGACGCUCAUCUUUAACCUACUUCAUACACUUGACGGAUCCCAACCGAAGAUCACCAUUCCUGCCGUCUUCAACGCGAUCUACACCCGCACCAACCCAGCCGCGCUGGAUGCGAGCCGCAAAUCCUCUCUGACUUCCAAUCUGUCCGAGUCUGAGCUCGCUAGUUUUCUGGUUGCAUACGCUCGCUCGUUGGACGAUGAUGUUCUCGAUGAGAUCUGGAGCGACUGCACAACCUUCCUGCGGGAUGUCCUUAGCAACCCCUUCCCGCAUCGCCAGAUUCUUCCUCGCUUGAUCGAAUUCGCUGCGAUUCUGGGAGCGAAGUUGGAGAAUACGACGUUUGGUGAAGAUCGCCGGAUGCGUAGGGAGCUCGGAGACGUACUGGUGCGACUACUCACAGCAGUCUUUACGAGCAAGCCCCUGGGUCUCAACCAGGAUGGUGGUCUUUUGGCCAGAUCGUCUUUGGACUACGAUCGGACUUCCGUUUCGCAUACUGGACCCGAUGAUAUGCUGAGCAUCCUGGCAUUUUCCAUGCCGUCUUUCAUCACCACGUUGGUCGAUUCGGAUCGCAUUAGCACUGCUAUCUCGAAUGUCUCGGCUAAUGUAAUUGGACCCCUAAUUCGGUCACGUCUGUUUCCCAACAACAUCAACCGGAAUGUCAUGGUCUUGUUGCAGCACAUGGCCAAAGCACCAUCUGCCACAAAGACGUGGAAAAAGGACAUCGCCGACGCAUUCAAUGACCCUCGAUUUUUCGGAUUUUCUGUCAACCUGGCCAAAGACAGCUGGAUGGACCUUCUGCGACAAUGGGUUCUCGUGGACAAAGACCGCAUGGCUGAAAUUCUAGGCCGCCUUCCACCACCCAGCGCCGCGGGCAUUAUGUUCGGCGUGGGGGCCUCUGCAGCUCGGCUAGAAGCCGAUCGUAAGGCGCAACUCAACCUCCGGCGUAUUGCGUUGCUGAUCCUCUCCGCCAAUAACGACUAUUUCGUUGGCGAGCUACCGAGUCUGCUCCAGAAGCUGGAAGAUCUUCUGGGUGCCAGCAGCUCCUCGUCGCCGUCAUCUGCUACCCGAGCAGAGGUGUUCAUGGUCCUUCGUGCUCUCGCGCUGAAGACCUCGUCAACCACUAUGGCACCUUUCUGGCCAUUGAUCAAUACCGAGCUACAGGAAGCCAUCGCGUCCGUACCCCAGGGGUCACAGUCAGAUCUUUAUAGCCCUUACUCCCUUUUGCAAGCAUCGAAACUGCUCGACACGCUCCUCGUCCUCGCCCCCGAUGACUUCCAGCUCCUCGAGUGGCUCUUUGUCACCGACACCAUCGAUGCCAUCUACCCACCCUCCCGCUGGGAUCCGGUCGCCCUGGCAGACGAGGUAUCACAAAGUCUCGGUCCCCGCGGCGGCGUCUCACCGACCGUUCCCAACGCCGGCGAGUCCACUGAGACCGGGUCGCGCGGCCUCAAGCAGCCGUGGCUGGUCUCAGAUCAGAUCCGUGACACCGCGAAAGAUGAGAUCGUCGAGCGGAUUCUGCGACCAUUUUUUGCCCGACUGAGCAUCCGUUUCUUCGAGAGUACGUAUGGACUGGAAGGACCAGACCUGGGCGUAUGCCGCGACGACCUCCUGGCGGACCUAUUCAACGAGAGCACGAUGGCAAACUAA